UGCAUUGUGGAGAGAGAGAGAGGUGGGACCCACGUGAACAGUUUAAUUCGGCUGCCCUCUUUGUCGUCUCUGUCGUCUCCGUCCGUCUCAGUCGAUCCUUUCCCUUUGACUCUCUCCCUUCUUUCUCAUUUCUCUCUCUCUCUCUCUCUCUCUCUCUCUCUCUCUCUAGAGGAUAUAUCUAUCUUCGAUUUCUUUCACUCACUGUUCCCUUAUUUCAGAAACAGGUGUCUCUUCCUUCCUUGUUCAGAACUCUAAACGAGGAAUCAAUCAACAGGAAGGAAAGAGAGCAGAUAAAAAGAGUACAAAAAAAAAAAAAAAGACACGCCCUACUUACAUAUAUUAUAGCUCCACAGAAUCUCACAUACAGAGAAGACCCGGGAAUAGGCAGAUGCAUACGUUUUCUGGGCUUUUCAUCUUUUUCAUUAUCACUCUCCUUCAUUCAAUCUAAAUAAAUUAAUGUCCAGCUUUUUGUGAAGAUCAUUUCUGCUGCCUUCUCGCUUAAUUUAGCUCUUACUCCUUAGCUAUUGCUAUACAGAGCCAUUCUCAUGGCUGGUAGUAAUGAAGUCAACCUCAAUGAAUCCAAGAAGGUUGUUCCGCUGAACACAUGGAUCCUCAUCUCUAAUUUCAAGCUUGCGUAUAAUCUCCUUCGCCGCCCCGACGGAACAUUUAACCGUGAAUUAGCAGAGUUCCUUGAACGUAAAGUCAAUGCCAACACCAUUCCAGUUGAUGGGGUUUUCUCCUUUGAUCACGUCGAUAGAACCACAGGCCUCCUUAACCGGGUUUACCAGCCUGCCCCCGUAAACGAGGCUCAAUGGGGCAUUGUAGAGCUCGAAAAGCCUUUGAGCACCACUGAGAUUGUCCCAGUUAUAAUAUUCUUUCAUGGUGGAAGCUUCACUCACUCUUCUGCCAAUAGUGCUAUCUACGACACCUUCUGUCGCCGUCUUGUGAGCGUUUGCAAGGCUGUUGUGGUGUCUGUUAAUUAUCGGCGGUCACCUGAGUAUAGGUACCCAUGUGCAUACGAUGACGGUUGGGCAGCUCUUCAGUGGGUUAAAUCAAGAACUUGGCUUCAAAGUGGAAAGAGUCCCAAGGUUCAUGUGUACUUGGCUGGGGAUAGUUCAGGUGGAAAUAUUGCUCACCAUGUUGCAGUGAGAGCAGCAGAAGCAGAAAUCGAAGUAUUGGGUAACAUUCUUCUUCACCCAAUGUUCGGCGGGCAAGAGAGAAGUGAAUCGGAGAAGAGAUUAGAUGGCAAAUAUUUCGUUACGAUUCAAGACCGUGACUGGUAUUGGAGAGCAUAUCUGCCCGAGGGAGAAGAUAGAGAUCAUCCAGCAUGUAAUAUUUUUGGCCCCAGGGGAAGAAACCUCGCAAAACUCAAGUUCCCCAAAAGUCUAGUUGUUGUAGCUGGUUUGGAUCUUGUUCAAGAUUGGCAAUUGGCUUACGUUGAAGGGCUACAGAGAGCUGGCCACGAAGUGAAACUUCUUUAUCUCAAGCAAGCCACAAUUGGGUUUUACUUCUUGCCAAAUAACGAUCAUUUCUAUUGCCUCAUGGAGGAGAUUAAAAACUUCGUUAAUCCUAACUGUUAAUAGACUACUUACCCUUACCUUGCCUUACAGGCAGCCAAUACAUAACAGAAGCUUAACACUUCACUUGGGUUCUUUUUUUUUUCUUCUUCUCCCACUUUGCUGUGAUGGUGUGUAGUUAUAAGAAUGUGUAGUAUUACUUCUUACCAUGUCGCCGCUGGUGAUAUAUACGAAUUCUGUAUCUUUGGGGACUGCUAGUUCUUGGUCUGCAGACUGGAGCAUACUGUUCAUGUCUUCUGAGUGCAUGGCCGAUUUCUGCGGCUGCUGAGGAUCAGAACUUGUUAAUGGCAUUCAGCUGAGCCACCAGAUGUAAAUUAAUCUUACCCUGUUUCACUUCUGGCCACAAAUAAUAGCGAACGAAGAAGUGUGGGGGGUAAUGUUUGGUGGUUUGAUCAAUUGGUUUUAGUAGUAAGUUAGCAAUUUACAGCAACUAAUUUCAGACUGGAAUAUGUCCAGUCUUGAAAUUUAACUUGUAUGUUAUACUCUUUGUUCUAUAUAAAAAGAUUUUGCAUUUUUCUA
Manihot esculenta (cassava) is the source of this 2096-nucleotide messenger RNA. Its product is annotated as gibberellin receptor GID1B. Lineage: Eukaryota; Viridiplantae; Streptophyta; Magnoliopsida; Malpighiales; Euphorbiaceae. Bases 546 to 1580 code for a protein of 344 amino acids. The transcript has 2 exons. The record is from RefSeq and is a predicted model, not a curated record. Gene Ontology annotation, molecular function: hydrolase activity; gibberellin binding. Gene Ontology annotation, cellular component: nucleus; cytoplasm. Gene Ontology annotation, biological process: positive regulation of gibberellic acid mediated signaling pathway; floral organ morphogenesis; raffinose family oligosaccharide biosynthetic process.